Osmerus eperlanus (European smelt) is the source of this 501-nucleotide messenger RNA. RefSeq names its product 4-hydroxy-2-oxoglutarate aldolase 1 (gene hoga1). Gene Ontology annotation, biological process: glyoxylate catabolic process. NCBI's taxonomy places the organism in Eukaryota, Metazoa, Chordata, Actinopteri, Osmeriformes, Osmeridae. Gene Ontology annotation, molecular function: (R,S)-4-hydroxy-2-oxoglutarate aldolase activity. The transcript has 2 exons. The record is from RefSeq and is a predicted model, not a curated record. Gene Ontology annotation, cellular component: mitochondrion. The annotation marks the transcript as partial.
CCUUGAGUUCUGUUCUUGGGCACUUUCCAGUAGCCAAUAUUUGCUAAAUAUUUAAAGAGUUUAGUUGUACAUUAACUGAGCAAGCGCUGUGCAACAUGCUGUUUGGCUAGUUCACUUGCUUUUUAUAGUUGGCUGCACAAGAUCGCCAGCAGUCAACCGAAACCAUGUUCAGUAGACGUAGUUUUGCAGCUCUCGGUCCACUUUACAGAGGCACCGUGUCCACGUUAUGGACACGAGCACAGUCCACGGUACCGAAACUGGACAUCGGCGGGAUCUACCCGCCAAUCGCCACUCCGUUUUCGGCGAACGAAGACGUGGACUAUGACAAGUUGGGGGAAAACCUCAAGAAAUAUGCGAAAAUACCUUUCAAAGGUCUGGUGGUGCAGGGCUCCAAUGGAGAGUAUCCCUUCCUGACGGAGGAGGAGAGGGUGGAGGUGGUGCGCAGGGUCCGCCUCGCUCUGCCCAGCAACAAGCUGCUCAUGGCCGGGUCAGGCUGCGAGU